GAAAUUUCAGUCCCUGUUUCCGGAAGGAGAAAAAUAAAAUAAUGGGUGGGAGUGAAAGUAGGAAGUCAACGGGAAGUCUCGUCUUCCUCGUGUUUGCUAUUGUGGCGACUGGUCCUACUUCUGCACUAAAUGGAGUCAGCUUUUUACUUCUCAUAUUUAUUUAUAAGUGUAUAUACGCAUCUACUUACUCUUCCUAAACGCCCCGAGUCUUUUGCCGCUUCUCCGACGACUUGCAAAUUCUAUGAACAUAACCAUAGGAAUCCCCAUGAAGAAGGGAAACCUAGACCCUAAACUCAACAUCUCCAUCCCUUCUUCCGAUGGAAAUGACAUUGCCAAAUUCCUAACCCAAAGCGGCACGUUUAUGGACGGGGAUCUUCUUGUUAAUAAGGAUGGAGUUCGAAUUGUUUCUCAAAGCGAAUCUGACGCCCCACCUCCUAUCAUGCCAUCAGACAACCAAAUGAGUUUAGAAGAUCUAGAUAUGGUUAAGGUUGUUGGAAAGGGAAAUGGUGGAAUUGUGCAAUUAGUGCAACACAAAUGGACCGGUCAAUUUUUUGCACUUAAGGUUAUCCAAAUGAAAAUUGAGGAGUCGGCACGUAGACAGAUUGCUCAGGAGUUGAAAAUUAAUCAAUCAUCAAAUUGCCCAUAUGUGGUUAUCUGUUAUCAAUCUUUCUACAAUAAUGGUGUCAUUUCGAUAAUCUUGGAGUAUAUGGAUGGUGGAUCUCUUGCAGACUUCCUGAGAAAAGUCAAAACAAUUCCCGAACCUUAUCUUGCUGCUAUCUGCAAGCAGGUGCUCCAGGGUUUACUGUAUCUUCAUCAUGAAAAACAUAUAAUACACAGAGACUUGAAACCUUCCAAUUUGUUAAUAAAUCAUAGAGGAGAAGUGAAGAUAACUGAUUUUGGUGUGAGCACAAUAAUGGCAAGCACCAAUGGACAGGCAAAAACUUUUGUUGGCACCUACAACUAUAUGUCUCCUGAGAGAAUUAGUGGUGGUAAAUAUGGGAACAAAAGUGACAUUUGGAGCUUAGGAUUAGUGUUGCUCGAGUGUGCAACAGGCCAGUUUCCGUAUUCACCACCGGACCAAGGGGAAGGGUGGAGUAGCUUUUAUGAGCUUAUGGAAGCCAUUGUUGAUCAACCACCACCUUCUGUGCCUUCUGAUCAAUUUUCUCCUGAGUUCCGCUCAUUUAUUUCUGCGUGUGUACAAAAAGACCCAAAGGACAGACAGUCAGCUCGUGAACUUUUGGGACAUCCUUUCAUGAAAAUGUACCAUGACUUGGAUGUAGAUCUGCCUUCAUACUUCACCAAUGCAGGAUCUCCACUUGCAACUCUUUGAAUCUUGUGUGGAGUUCGCAAUUGCAAUCAAACAGCCUGCGAGACCAUAAGCGUGGAAGGAAUAGCUACUAGGAUUUUUCACCAUCUGCUGUCCCUGAGGUUGCAAUAUUAACUUUGGCUGCCACAAUGAGAUAGGGAAGGCUUAGGACACCACAGAUAUUCAAAAAAAAAAAAGAAAAAGAAAAACCGAAAUGUAAGAACACUUUGGAGUUGUACGAAUAGCUUGCCAUUUUUUUAGGUUUUUCAUUUAUUCAAUUAAUGAGGGUUUCGUAUAUGGAAGAUGCUGCUGAUGUAUAAUUAUGAGCUUGUAAUAUGUUGGAUUAGAUUGAGGAACUUGACAAAUGUGUGAUUAUUAUUUGAAGGUGUGAAUUUAUUACA
Carica papaya (papaya) is the source of this 1707-nucleotide messenger RNA. RefSeq names its product MAP kinase kinase 2 (gene MKK2). Gene Ontology annotation, molecular function: MAP kinase kinase activity; ATP binding. Gene Ontology annotation, biological process: protein phosphorylation; MAPK cascade. The record is from RefSeq and is a predicted model, not a curated record. NCBI's taxonomy places the organism in Eukaryota, Viridiplantae, Streptophyta, Magnoliopsida, Brassicales, Caricaceae.